Messenger RNA from Nicotiana attenuata, 787 nucleotides. Its product is annotated as peptide methionine sulfoxide reductase B5. The transcript is spliced from 3 exons. Gene Ontology annotation, molecular function: peptide-methionine (R)-S-oxide reductase activity. The record is from RefSeq and is a predicted model, not a curated record. Gene Ontology annotation, biological process: protein repair; response to oxidative stress. Bases 285 to 689 code for a protein of 134 amino acids. Lineage: Eukaryota; Viridiplantae; Streptophyta; Magnoliopsida; Solanales; Solanaceae.
CUCUAACAUUAAAUGGCUAACAUGGAAAAAAGUUGGAAAAUCUCAGUUAAUUAUUAGCAAAUCAUAUUGUAUCCCUGUAAUCAUGGAAAAAAUGAAAGAUCCCAAUAGAUUUUCAGCAAAUCAAAUACUCCAGUAGAAUAUUCCUUCAGUCUAUUUUUCCGUCCACAUUCAUUGUUUCAAGAAUUAUAUAAAGCCAUCCACAUCUCAAAACUGUCUUAAUUAAUCACAUAACUCAGUUCCCAUUAUAAUUGUGUCGGAGUUAACAAGAACAUAGUUUUGUGUCAAUGGCAGUGACCAAAGUUGAGAAAUCAGAGGAGGAAUGGCGAGCCAUUCUAUCUCCUGAGCAGUUUCGUAUCCUCCGUGAGAAAGGAACUGAGUUGAAAGGCACUGGAGAAUAUAACAAGUUUUUUGGAGAAGGUAUCUACAAUUGUGCUGGUUGUGAUACACCACUCUAUAAAUCCACAACCAAAUUUGACUCUGGCUGUGGCUGGCCUGCUUUCUUUGAGGGUCUCCCGGGCACAAUAAAUCGCUCCCCGGAUCCAGAUGGGAGGAGGACUGAGAUCACUUGUGCAGCAUGUGGUGGACACCUUGGUCAUGUUUUCAAAGGUGAAGGUUUCAAGACACCGACAGAUGAACGCCACUGUGUCAAUAGUGUUUCUGUCAAGUUUAAUACCUCUGCUUCACUCUGAAACUCUAUAUUUUGUAAUGGGUGAAACGCGUUCUGCUUUGCUAGACCUUAAGCACCAUUGCUUAUAAUAAUAAUAACUUUUGAUUAUUUGGCUUUUAA